Impatiens glandulifera is the source of this 1365-nucleotide messenger RNA. RefSeq names its product myb-like protein X. Gene Ontology annotation, molecular function: cysteine-type peptidase activity. The transcript has 5 exons. NCBI's taxonomy places the organism in Eukaryota, Viridiplantae, Streptophyta, Magnoliopsida, Ericales, Balsaminaceae. The record is from RefSeq and is a predicted model, not a curated record. Bases 1 to 1365 code for a protein of 454 amino acids. Gene Ontology annotation, biological process: proteolysis.
AUGAAGGAGAAUCAACAACUUAUAAUUACAUUAUUGGGGCAAAGAAAUGAACAAAAGAAUGGUGGAGGAGAAGAAAAGGAAGAGGCAGGUACUGCUGCAAUUGAUACUCAGAAGAGGACGACAAAGAGGAAGAAUAAUGAUCUUGCACUUGUUGAGAAUAGGACGAAGAGGAAGAAUGAUGAUGUUGAUAAUGAGAAUAGGACGAAGAGGAAGAAUGAUGAGUUGAUGAACUCUAAGAGGAAGAAUGACGAGAAGAUGAAGAAGAAUGAGAGGAAGGAGAGGAAGGAGGGUGAUGAUGAGAUUACAAGAAAGAUGAAUGAGAGGAAUGAGAGGCGAGAGAGGCUGGCGAUUUUGUCCAAGCAGAGGAUUGCUGAUGAGUUGGCCAAGAAGAUGAAUGCUGAUAAGUUGGCCAAGAAGAGGAAAGCUGAGAAGAGGAAUUCGAAAAAAAACGAUGAGGAGGAGGACGAGGAGAUUGAGGAGGAGGAGACUUUGGAGAAGGACGAGGAGACUGAGGAGGAGGACGAGGAGACUGAGGAGGAGGACGAGGAGACUAGGGAGGAGGACGAGGAGACUGAGGAGAAUGACGAGAAGACUAAGGAGAAUGACAAGAAUGAUGAUUCGCGCCCCACGCCAAAAACCUCUCGCAAAUUGAUUUUUGAUGGCCCAGAGGAGAAGAAUGAUGAUGUGCAUGAGAACAAGGAGGUGGUGGAGAAUAAGGAGGUGGAGGAGAACAAGGAGAAGGAGGUGGGGGAGAACAAGGAGAAGGAGGUGGAGGUGGAGAGAAAGAAGAAGUCGAAACAAUUGGAGGAAUACACCGACCCUGGUGAAAAAGGGUUUAAACUAAAUGAUCCGGUUAAGGUUAAUCCUUUGUUACGAAUUGACGAGGAAAAGAUGAAGGAGUUGAAGAAAUGGUUAAAGAGUGAUGCAAAGGAUUUCAAGGAGUUGACGGGUUGCUCUGCAGAUCGUUCUUUAUUCAACAGAUUGCUCAAGCCUCAACAAUGGUUACACGAUACGGAGAUAGAUGAAAUCUGUCAUCUACUGAAACAAUGGGUUGAGGAGUUUCCUAAGACAUAUCCAAGAAAUUUCUCAAUUGCUGACUCCAAAUUCUCUCAGAAGAUUAAUAAUCGCUAUGAUAUGUUUACCCCGAAUCCUGCAGGCUACGAAUUCGACGAUCUCAUGGAAUACGUAUUUGGUGAAGGAAGUAAUCCUUGGAAUAUUGUUGAUAUGAUAUAUGUACCCUUGAACCUAAAGCAGAAGCACUGGGUCCUGUGCAAGAUUCAUCUACAAGAUUGGUGCAUAUAUGUAUAUGACUGCGAACAGAAUAUGUUCCGAAAGGAUGUGUGUAAUGGUGCCGUACUUGCUUGA